ACAAACAGAACAGUGUAAAGGCACUGAUUCAACUAACUACUGACAGAUUAUUAAUGUCCUAUUUCAUUAGAGAGAGAGAACACGCUGCUUACUGGAGAGAGUUAUUGUUAGCUAGGAGGAAGACAUGGAGGGUUCAACGCUGACACAGAGGAGGGCUGAGUGUCAGUUGAAGGAAAGUGAGAUCCAGACAGACUACAUGAUGGAGCUGGGAGCCAGGUUGGCUCUCGUGAGACAGAUCCAGAGGGAGCAGGAGAAGGAGAUGAAGAGGAUUUGGUUUGAGACGAGGAAAAUGCCAAGCCUGAUUGAGGAGAAUGUGAGAGAUGUGACCAACCGUCCACUCACUGAGUUCAUGGCUCCCUGUAUUGACUCCCUCCCACCGCUGGCUUUCACCAAUCGGAGGCCUAUACUAACCAUGUUACAUCCCCCCUCUCCAUUGGCCAUACGCACUCAGGAUGCACAGCGGUUCAUUGUAUUUUCAUACUUUGUCCCUGCUGAGUGCCCAGUUGCUACAGAGGCCACAGCAGAUGUAUCUACUCAUAAAAGAGAGGACUUGUUGACAGAUACAAAUCUUUCCUCAUUGCUGCAUCGAUACCUGCCACACUUCUAUAACGAUGAGUCCAUUCCACCACAGCAGACAGUAGAGGGAACCACUGAGGUCUCAGUUGCUCCAGUGGCAAUAUCUAAUAUAAAGGAAGAGGACAGAUUCUAUCCUUUCUCCCUCCCACCACUGGCUCAGCGGUUCGUUGGCAAUUCAUUCAUUGUCCCGGAAACCUCCCAGCCUGCUGUUUCAGCCACAGAGUGCCGAAUUGCCAAAGAGGCCACUGCAGACACAGCCAGUGUCAAGAGAGAGAACCGAUGGGCAGCCAGAAGUCUUCCUUCAGUGCUGCCUCCAAGUCUGCCACCAGUCUUUGACAUUGACUACAAACUGCCAGAGGAGGCAGUAGAGGGAACCAACAAGUGUCCAGUCGCCAGUGAAUCUGACGCUUCCGUGUCCGCUGUCCUCCAAGAGGAGUUUUCAGCUGAUAAGAGUCUUCCUGCACCCGCAGCACUGCCUCUAAGGCUGCCCUGCACCCACAGCAUUGACCACAAACAGCUAUGGGAGAAAGUUGAGGACAACACAGAGUUCUCAGUAGACAAAGAAGCAACUGUUGCCAUUUACACUUGGGAAGAUAAAAGUCCUUCAGUUCUGCCAUGCAUCCACAACAACAACGACCACCAACUGCCAGAGGAGACAGUUGAGGACAACACAGAGGGCUCAAUUGACACCGAGGCAAGUGCAGUUGCACCCACUGUCAAGAGAGAGGAACUGACAGGUGAUAAAAGCCCUGUCCGAGCAAUUCCUCCAAUCCUGGGAUGCAUCCAUGACAAGGACCACAAGGAGCCAGAGCAGAAAGUGAAGGGCCCUAGUGAAGAGGUGGAUCUCUGCCCUCACACUCACCAGCUGGACCCAGAUGUUAACUUAACUCUGGCAACCCGCAAUGAUGAACCCAGGACCUGGACCCUGGAAGAGGCAAAGGAUUAUUGGAUAGGCAUUGAUAUUGAGAGUGAAGAGAGGAGCGUCAAGGAGGAGGUGAGACAGAGGGAGGGAUUGAAGCGUGAGGCGGACUGUGCCCAUUCCAAGAGCUCCAAUGGGAUGGCUUCAUCAGAGAGAGCAGAGACCAUCCUUGGAAGAGUGGGCUUUCUGGUCAUGAACCACAUGCAGAAAAUCCCAUUUUUGAAGAUGAAGGAAAAAGAGAAAAAUAAGAAACUGCAUAAGAAGUUGAAAGAUGAUGAGAAAGGAGAAGAAAAACAAGGAGGAGGAGAACAAAAAGAGGGAGAAGAAAGAGAUGAAUGAGAGAGAGAAAGAGCAGAAGAAAGUCAUGAAGGCUGAGAAAAAGAGGGAGAAGUUAGAACAGAAAAAGAGAGAGAAGGAAAGAAAAGAGAAGGAAAAGGCAGAGAAAAAGAGGUUAGAGGGGCUGAUGAAGAUACAUAAUGACAUGAUGAAAGACAGGAUUAAGAAAGAGAAGAAGUGUUCUGAGGAGCUGAAAAAAAGAGAGAAAGCUCAAGCUGAGUUCUUGGAGAUGGAGAGAAAGAUUCAAGAAAAGGAGGAGAAGAAGAGAGAAAAGAGGAGGAAAGAGGAGAGGAAGAGACUCGAGAAGAAGAAAAAGAGGGAGCCAGCUGGAGAUGGAACUGAGAGGGUGAUAGAAGAGCAGGGAAAGGAUGAAAGCUUGAAGAUGGAUGAGUAGACUGGGUAUUAGAGAGAGAGAGCAGGGCGGGAUACUGUAUUUUUGCAUGCAAUGAAAAAUGCAAUAAAAAAAAUCUAUAAAAAAGGUUUACUCUCUGUUUGAUUUUUGUCAAGGCAUACUGUAUAACACAGUUUAAACACACAAUGUUUACAUUUCACAAAUCUGGGAAGGGAAGAUGAUAGAUGAAAGAUGAUAGAGAGGAAUACGAUAGAGAGGAAAAUGAUAGAGAGGAAUAUGAUAGAGAGGAAUAUGCUAGAGAGGAAUAUGAUAUUUUAUUAAUUUUAUUUAAUUGAACACUUAUUUAACUCGGCAAGUCAGUUAAGAACGAAUUUUGAUUUACAAUGAC
Oncorhynchus masou masou (cherry salmon) is the source of this 2571-nucleotide messenger RNA. RefSeq lists its product as uncharacterized. Lineage: Eukaryota; Metazoa; Chordata; Actinopteri; Salmoniformes; Salmonidae. The transcript has 4 exons. The record is from RefSeq and is a predicted model, not a curated record. The coding region runs from base 125 to 1834 and encodes 569 amino acids.